Molecule: messenger RNA, 4464 nt
Organism: Striga hermonthica
Lineage: Eukaryota; Viridiplantae; Streptophyta; Magnoliopsida; Lamiales; Orobanchaceae
Source: the annotation of a GenBank genome assembly
AUGGUCGCCUUUGCAUUGGGAGUUGGAUCCCUUGUUUGGGUGGAGGAUCCUGAUGAAGCCUGGAUAGAUGGUGAGGUUGUAUCCAUCAAUGGGGAAGAAAUUAAGGUUCUUUGUACAUCAGGAAAAACGGUCGUGGUCAAUUCAUCCAAUGUCUACCCGAAAGAUGCCGAGGCCCCGGCCUGUGGGGUGGACGAUAUGACGAAGCUGGCUUAUUUGCAUGAACCUGGAGUUCUACAUAAUUUAAAAUCCAGAUAUGAUAUCAAUGAAAUAUAUACCUACACUGGGAGUAUAUUGAUUGCCGUUAAUCCCUUCCAAAGACUGCCUCAUUUAUACGAUAGUCAUAUGAUGGCACAAUAUAAGGGAGCAGCUUUUGGCGUAAGUCAGUCGAUUUUGGUUAGCGGUGAAAGUGGAGCAGGUAAGACCGAAAGUACAAAAUUGCUUAUGAGAUAUCUUGCUUACAUGGGAGGUCGAUCGGCAUCCGAGGGAAGAUCGGUCGAGCAACAAGUUCUUGAGUCGAAUCCUGUUCUUGAGGCGUUUGGUAAUGCAAAGACAGUGAGAAAUAAUAAUUCAAGUCGAUUCGGUAAGUUUGUCGAGAUUCAGUUUGAUCAAAAUGGAAGAAUUUCUGGGGCUGCCAUUAGAACAUACUUGCUCGAGAGGUCUCGUGUAUGUCAAGUGUCUGAUCCAGAGAGAAACUACCAUUGUUUCUAUAUGCUUUGUGCUGCACCCCAAGAGGAUAUCCAAAAAUAUAAGUUGGCAAAUCCAAGAACAUUUCAUUACUUAAACCAGUCGAAUUGCUAUGAGCUUGAUGGCCUUGAUGAUGGCAAAGAAUAUAUAGCAACGAGAAAGGCAAUGGACACUGUGGGAAUUAGUGCUGAGGAACAGGAUGCAAUUUUUAGAGUUAUUGCUGCAAUCCUCCAUCUUGGGAACAUUGAAUUCAUGAAGGGAAAAGAAAUUGAUUCAUCCAUGCCUAAAGAUGAAAAGUCUUGGUUUCAUUUAAGAACUGCAGCUGAACUUUUCAUGUGUGAUGCAAAGGCUUUGGAGGAUUCCCUUUGCAAACGUGUAAUCGUGACUCGUGAUGAGACCAUCACAAAGGAGUUGGAUCCUCAGGCUGCUACUUCUAGUAGAGAUGCUUUAGCCAAAAUUGUCUACUCGAGGUUGUUUGACUGGCUUGUGGAUAGGAUUAAUAGGUCAAUUGGUCAAGAUCCUAAUUCGAAGUGCUUAAUUGGAGUUCUGGACAUAUAUGGAUUCGAAAGUUUCAAGACUAACAGUUUCGAACAGUUUUGCAUAAACUUGACCAAUGAGAAGCUCCAGCAGCACUUUAAUCAGCACGUAUUCAAAAUGGAGCAAGAGGAGUAUACAAAGGAAGAAAUUAAUUGGAGCUACAUAGAGUUUAUCGACAAUCAAGAUGUUUUAGAUCUAAUUGAAAAGAAGCCAGGUGGCAUUAUCGCACUCCUUGAUGAAGCCUGCAUGUUUCCUCGUUCAACUCAUGAAACAUUUGCACAAAAGCUGUACCAGACCUUUAAGAACCACAAACGUUUCAGCAAGCCCAAAUUAGCUCGUUCGGACAUCACCAUUUCCCAUUAUGCUGGUGAUGUAACUUAUCAAACCGAGUGGUUUCUGGACAAAAACAAGGAUUAUGUUGUUGCUGAGCAUCAGGCACUCUUGAAUGCUUCCAAAUGUUCCUUUGUUUCGGGCCUUUUCCCCAUAUCAAAUGUAGAGUCCUCUAAACAAUCAAAAUUUUCUUCUAUUGGCUCAAGGUUCAAGCAACAAUUACAAGCACUGCUAGAAACUCUAAGUUCAACUGAACCUCAUUAUAUUCGGUGUGUGAAGCCGAAUAAUCUUCUUAAGCCAGCUAUAUUUGAGAAUCAUAAUGUCCUGCAACAGCUACGUUGUGGGGGUGUCAUGGAAGCAAUUAGGAUAAGUUGCGCUGGCUAUCCAACCAAGAGACCAUUCUUUGAGUUUGCUGACCGUUUUGGCAUUCUUGCACCUGAAGUUCUUGACGGGAGUACGGAUGAGGUCGCUGUUUGCAGGAAGCUGUUGGAGAAAGUUGGACUUGAAGGGUAUCAGAUUGGUAAAACAAAAGUUUUUCUGAGGGCUGGUCAAAUGGCAGAGCUUGAUACCAGGAGGACCGAGGUGUUAGGACGUUCGGCCAGCAUUAUCCAGAGGAAAGUCCGUUCUUACAUGGCUCAGAAAAGCUUCACAUUGUUGCGUCGGUCAACGAUUGUUCUCCAAUCCAUUUGUAGAGGAGAACUUACCAGGCAUGUUUACGAAAGCAUGCGGCGAGAGGCUGCUUGUCUCAGGAUACAAACAGAACUGCGAAUGUAUCUUUCUAGGAAAGCAUACAAAGAACUAUGCUCAUCAGCUGUCUCAAUUCAGACAGGAAUGCGCGGGAUGGCUGCUCGUGAUGAGCUUCGAUUUAGACGACAGACGAGAGCAGCAAUUGUAAUCCAGAGUCAUUGCCGCAAGCUCUUGGCUCGUUUGGAAUAUGUGAAGCUGCAGAAAGCCGCAAUCACUACACAAUGUGCAUGGAGGGGCAGAGUUGCUCGUAAAGAGCUGCGUACUCUCAAGAUGGCCGCGAGAGAAACUGGUGCCCUGCAAGCUGCAAAGAAUAAAUUAGAGAAGCAAGUUGAAGAAUUGACUUGGAGGUUGCAGCUUGAGAAACGAAUGAGAACUGACUUAGAAGAAGCAAAAACUCAAGAGAACACAAAAUUGCAAACUGCUUUACAAGAUCUUCAGCUUCAGCUCAAAGAGUCUAAAGACAUGCUGUUGAAGGAAAGGGAAGCUGCAAAGAUGGCAGCUGAGCGUGCCCCUGUUGUACAGGAGAUUCCCGUUGUCGAUCAUGAAAUGACGAAUAAGCUUAGUGCUGAAAACGAAAAACUCAAGGCCUUGGUAAGCUCUCUAGAAACAAAAAUAGUUGAAACCGCGAAGAAAUACGAAGAGACUAGUAAACUUAGUGAGGAGAGGCUGAAACAGGCAAUGGAAGCAGAAUCGAUAAUUGUUAAGCUGAAAACCAAUAUGAACAGGCUAGAAGAAAAAAUUUCUGACAUGGAAUCUGAGAACAAAAUUCUUCGGCAGCAAACCUUGUUAUCCGCUGCUAAAGGAGUGUCUGACAAUCCUUCUCAUAUGGCUACUAAGGUUUUGGAGAAUGGGCACCAUGCUAAUGAAUCCAUCAAACACUAUGAUUUGCCACCUGUACCUGCUAAAGGCGACGAAACUCCCGACAGCAAACCAAAGAGACCCCCUACUGACCGUCAACACGAGGAUGUUGACGCUCUCAUGGAAUGCGUCAUGAAAGACGUGGGUUUCAGUCAAGGCAAACCAGUUGCGGCUUUUACAAUGUACAAGUGUCUUCUGCACUGGAAAUCCUUUGAAGCCGAACGGACUAGCAUGUUUGAUCGUCUCAUUCAGAUGAUUGGUUCAGCUCUUGAGGACCAAGACAGCAACAAUCAUAUGGCAUAUUGGUUGUCAAAUACGUCCACACUUCUUUUCUUACUCCAGAAAAGCCUCAAACCUGCUGGUGCAAUUCCAGCUCGUAAACCGCAAGCACCAACUUCUCUUUUUGGGAGGAUGGCAAUGGGAUUUAGGUCAUCUCCUUCUGCUGUCAGCCAUGCUGCUGCUGCUGCCGCCCUCGAGACAGUGCCUCAAGUCGAAGCUAAAUAUCCAGCUCUGCUUUUCAAGCAACAGCUUACGGCUUAUGUAGAGAAAAUAUAUGGCAUUAUUCGAGACAACCUAAAGAAAGAAUUAGGAUCCUUGCUUGCGUUGUGUAUUCAGGCUCCAAGAACUUCUAAAGGAAGUGUACUAAGAUCGGGUCGGUCAUUUGGCAAAGACUCCGCAACAAAUCAUUGGCAGGCCAUUAUCGAUUGUCUCGACUCUCUUCUUGCCACUUUGAAAGAAAAUUUUGUUCCCCCUGUUCUUGUGCAGAAAAUAUUUACUCAAACAUUUUCGUAUGUCAAUGUACAACUCUUUAACAGCCUUCUUCUACGACGUGAGUGUUGUACGUUCAGCAAUGGGGAAUAUGUCAAAGCAGGAUUGGCCGAGCUAGAAUUAUGGUGCUGCCAAGCAAAAGAAGAAUAUGCAGGCUCAGCUUGGGACGAACUCAAACACAUAAGACAGGCUGUUGGGUUCAUGGUUAUACAUCAGAAGUACAGAAUAUCAUACGACGAGAUCACCAAUGAUUUAUGCCCAAUUCUGAGCGUGCAGCAGUUGUACAGAAUAUGUACUUUAUACUGGGAUGAUAAAUAUAACACGAGAAGUGUAUCACCUGAAGUUAUAUCCAGUAUGAGGGUCCUAAUGACAGAGGAGUCGAGUAACGCUGCCAGCAGCUCGUUUUUGUUGGACGACAAUUCUAGCAUACCAUUCUCGAUAGAUGAACUUUCCAAUUCGAUAGACGUGAAGGACUUUCUAGACGUGAAGCCUGCCACAGACCUCCUCAAGAAUCCUGCCUUUGGAUUUUUACACAGCUAA